UUCUGGUCAGGCCUCUAUAAAUUUCCCACGUUUCUUCCAUUCUUCUAUCUCCUUUCAUUUUUCAUUCUCUAGUUGAUUGUGAUCAACUCACCUCUUCUCUAGGUUGUCUGAAAUUAGGUAAGAACCCAGAGAGGAGACAUGGCCGACAGUGUUCUGACCGGGGUUCACAGCCUCAGGGCACGCUUGGAUGAAACUCUCACUGCCCAUCGCAAUGAAAUCCUGUCCUUCCUGUCAAGGAUUGAAGGCCAUGGAAAAGGAAUUCUGCAACCCCAUCAGCUUCUAGCUGAGUUUGAGGCCUUACCCGAAGUAAACAGAAAAAAACUAAGUGAUGGGCCAUUUGGAGAUGUCCUGAAGUCCAUACAGGAAGCCAUAGUUCUGCCUCCAUGGAUUGCGUUUGCUGUUCGUCCAAGGCCUGGUGUUUGGGAGCAUAUUCGCGUGAAUGUGAGCGCGCUUGUUGUUGAGGAGUUGCUUGUGCCUGAGUAUUUGCAUUUCAAGGAAGAACUUGUGGAUGGGAGCUGCAAUGGCAACUUCGUUCUUGAGUUGGACUUUGAACCAUUCACUGCAUCCGUCCCUCGCCCAACUCUUUCCAAGUCCAUUGGAAAUGGUGUCGAGUUCCUCAACAGACACCUCUCUGCGAAAAUGUUCCAUGACAAAGACAGCAUGCAGCCCCUGCUUGAUUUCCUCCGAACUCACCAAUACAAGGGGAAGACAAUGAUGCUGAAUGACAGAAUUCAGAAUCUGGAUACCCUCCAAUUUGUUCUAAGGAAGGCAGAGGAGUAUCUGUCUUCACAGGCUCCAGAGACUCCAUACCCUGAGUUUGAGCACAAGUUCCAAGAGAUUGGCCUGGAAAGAGGGUGGGGUGAUACUGCUGAGCGUGUGCUGGAGAUGAUUCAUCUACUUUUGGACCUUCUUGAGGCUCCUGACCCCUGCACUCUUGAGCAAUUUCUUGGGAGAAUCCCCAUGGUUUUCAAUGUUGUUAUUCUCUCCCCCCAUGGCUACUUUGCUCAGGACAAUGUUCUGGGCUACCCUGACACUGGUGGCCAGGUUGUUUAUAUUCUGGAUCAAGUUCGUGCCAUGGAGACUGAGAUGCUUCUCCGUAUCAAGCAGCAAGGACUUGAUAUCACUCCCAAGAUCAUCAUUGUGACUAGACUUCUCCCUGAUGCAGUAGGGACGACUUGCAACCAGCGUAUCGAGAAAGUUUAUGGAACAGAGCAUUCAAUCAUCCUUCGAGUUCCCUUUAGAACUGAGAAGGGAAUUGUCCGCAAAUGGAUCUCCAGAUUUGAAGUGUGGCCAUACCUGGAAACUUACACUGAGGAUGUUGCAAAUGAGCUUGCUACAGAGCUACAGACCAAGCCAGAUUUUAUCAUUGGCAAUUACAGCGAUGGAAACAUUGUUGCCUCUUUGCUGGCUCAUAAGCUAGGGGUUACACAGUGCACCAUAGCUCAUGCCCUGGAGAAAACCAAAUAUCCAGAAUCAGACAUCUAUUGGAAGAAACUAGAGGACAAGUACCACUUCUCAUGCCAGUUUACAGCUGAUCUUAUUGCCAUGAACCAUACCGAUUUUAUCAUCACCAGUACCUUCCAAGAGAUUGCUGGAAGCAAGGACACUGUUGGGCAAUACGAGAGUCAUACUGGAUUCACCAUGCCUGGGCUGUACAGAGUAGUCCAUGGUAUCGAUGUUUUUGACCCCAAAUUCAACAUCGUUUCACCAGGAGCAGAUAUGACCAUCUACUUCUCCUACACUGAAGAGAAAAUGAGGCUGAAGGCCCUCCAUCCAGAAAUUGAAGAGCUUCUUUUCAGCCCUGUUGAGAAUAAAGAACACUUAUGUGUACUAAAAGACCGUAACAAGCCAAUCAUAUUCUCAAUGGCGAGGUUGGACCGCGUGAAGAACUUGACGGGACUUGUUGAGUGGUAUGGUAAGAAUACCCGGCUCAGGGAAUUGGUUAACCUUGUUGUGGUGGGUGGAGACCGAAGGAAGGAGUCCAAGGAUUUGGAAGAGCAGUCAGAGAUGAAGAAGAUGCAUGAGCUCAUAGAAACCUACAAACUGAAUGGCCAGUUCAGAUGGAUUUCCUCCCAGAUGGACCGUGUCAGGAACGGUGAACUCUACCGCUACAUUGCUGACACCAAGGGAGUAUUUGUGCAGCCUGCCUUCUACGAGGCUUUCGGAUUGACUGUUGUCGAGGCCAUGACCUGUGGAUUGCCAACAUUUGCAACCUGCAAUGGUGGCCCAGCCGAGAUCAUUGUGCAUGGAAAGUCAGGCUUCCACAUUGAUCCCUACCAUGGAGACAAGGCAGCUGAGCUCCUUGCCAACUUCUUUGAGAAAUGCAAGGCAGACCCAACUCACUGGGAUAAGAUCUCCAAGGCAGGCCUGAAGCGUAUUGAAGAGAAGUAUACAUGGAAAAUUUACUCUGAGAGACUGUUGACCCUGGCUGGGGUUUAUGGGUUCUGGAAGUAUGUCUCCAACCUUGACCGCCGUGAGACCCGCCGCUACCUUGAAAUGUUUUAUGCCCUCAAGUACCGCAAGCUGGCUCAAUCAGUUCCUCUGGCUGUGGAAGAGUAGCUAAAAGGCAGAGGCAUUGGCUAGAAGCAAGCUGCAAGUUUUCUGAGCUGUGUGGAAUAACUGUCAUUGUUUGAGGCUUGGCCGAAAAGAAGGCAUUUCAAUUUUUGCUUUUUGUUAUCUGUAAUGUUUGAACAUGGGAUGUUAAGGCUCCUGGAUUUCAAUUAAAAUCUGUUACCUUUAUUGGGUAACACUGCUUGCCAAGAUUUGGCUCUGUUAUCUGUCAUAUUGGUUAAGAAUCAAAUUCCAAUCUUUCCCCUA
This is a messenger RNA of Vitis riparia (riverbank grape), 2817 nucleotides long. RefSeq names its product sucrose synthase. The transcript is spliced from 14 exons. Lineage: Eukaryota; Viridiplantae; Streptophyta; Magnoliopsida; Vitales; Vitaceae. The record is from RefSeq and is a predicted model, not a curated record. Bases 139 to 2559 code for a protein of 806 amino acids. Gene Ontology annotation, biological process: sucrose metabolic process. Gene Ontology annotation, molecular function: sucrose synthase activity.